CUUAAGUUACUUGUUUGUAAUACACUAAUAGUUUCAAACACUUCUGUCGAUGAAUCAAUAAUAUUUCUAAUUAUCUUUAAAAACUCACAUGACUAUAACACACUUGAGUUGUAUAUAGCCGUUGAUUCGUUUGUUAUUUAUUAAUAACUGACUGUUUGUAACGGUAAAUACCAAAUUAGAUCAUUGUCAACAACAACCAACUAUAUGCUGACUUACCAAAUUAUUUUCAAAAAAGAUGAAUAAAAGUGAUUCUCAAUGUCUUGCGUUUCUGUUGUUUUCCUUCUUGUUUUUAUUUAACACGUUAAUAGAAGCUAAAAGAUCUGACUUUGAGCUAAGUAACAGAACCAUCAAAUAAAUUUUGAAGACAUAGUCAUUAUGAAAGCUUACGAUGUUGUCGUUGAAGCCAACGAACUACCACCUGAACGUAAAGCCACUGCGUUAACACUGUGUAUACAAGCAUUGGAGUAUUACAGAACUGAGAAAGAAGUUGCAAUGUUUAUGAAGAAGAAUUUUGAUAAACUUUAUGGACCAACCUGGCAAUGUGUUAUAGGGCAUGAAUUUGGGACGUCGGUUACACACGACGAAAAAUGUUUUAUUUAUAUACAUUGUGGGGAAGUUAGUCUUUUACUUUUUCGAUGUACUGGAUAGGUGGGUUAGUAAAGCAAAAUAAAAGUCCAUAUGCUUUUUCAAGUAAUAAAUAUAUUUUUCAUAUAAGUUUCGGA
Heterobilharzia americana is the source of this 722-nucleotide messenger RNA. The record is from the annotation of a GenBank genome assembly. Lineage: Eukaryota; Metazoa; Platyhelminthes; Trematoda; Strigeidida; Schistosomatidae.